CGAGGGGAGGGGGGAGGAGUAGGAGGCAGUCAGUCUGUUUCUCUCACUGGAGGAACCAGCAGCAGGACAAUGGACUGCCUCCGUUACGGAUUCUAACGGGCACCGGGCUCUUUGUGACAAGCUGGAACACAAGAGAGGAGCGGCUGCAGGAAGGAAGGAAGCGACGCAACGCAGCGCGGCUCGGCUCGGCUCGGCGCAGCAGACGGACACCCAGCAGCGGGGCCUGCGCGGCGGCCGCCUCCGGGUCCUAAACCGGCCGGCGACGCGCUGCAAACGCGGACGCGGCUGGUCGUUAGUGUCGCUGUGGGCGCGAUGAACCGCAGCGGGUGAAGUGAAGCGGAGCCCCCAAAACAAACAACGUCAACGCCGCUAAGAAAAAGAAACCCUUCCGAUUUUAAAACCCCAGCUCACCUGCAAAAAAACACGCACAUCAUGCCGAGAAAAGAGCCUUUCUCAGAUUCUUCGAAGUCUUUUCUCGAAUUCGGCCUCUGUGUGUUUCACACAACCCCUUUGCAGUAUGUUGUAAAGCCCCGCGUGAAAGUGCAUCGUGCCGCUCGAGCGCAUUGUGAACAUCAGGGCGAACCACAAAAUAACAUUUGACCUUUUUGCUGUAUUAAGCGUUGGUCUAUGUGGACGUACGUGGCCGCCGAUCGAACCAGUGGCUCGUAUUGAGUCUCUGUAACUGUUACAUUUUAUUCCACCACGAACGUAUUCUGGACAGACAUUCUUCGUCACUUGAAGUGUCCUGUUUUCGGGAGGGAGUUCGUAGUGAGCAGCGUGUGUCCGGUUUGCCAACAAAGCCAGUUUCCAGCCAGCAGGAGCGCGCACUGAUCGUGCGCUAGAAUGGAGCGCUGCGCUUGGGCCAGGCCUGUCAGGCUCCGUUACAGAUGCAGCGAUUGUGAUGUGAAUAGAUGGAGCCAUUGUGGCUCCCAUAAUGUGCCUUCUGUUAAACACUGUGACGCACAUACACACGCAGAGGCGCAAGUAUGGAGGGCUUAAGGGCUUACUGCUCAUGUCUGAACUGGCAGUGUGUCACUAUGUCAGUGCAGAAGCAUGUGCAGGCCACAUCCACACACUAACAUCAUGCAUAUAACACUAUGACGAGACCCUUAGCCAGGAUACAUCUCCACGAAUCCUCCGGAUCUCUGUGGACCUUCUGUCAAUAGAUUAAGGGUCAGUUUUCCUUUGCCUCCAUGUGCUGAGGCUGAGUGGUGCAGAGAUGCUGUUGUUUCACCUUGUUUUAACCUGACGGAGACGCCGUGUUGACAACAGUUGCAGGAGGAGGAAGCUGCAGCAGCAGCAAAAGCAGAGUGUGGUUCUCUAGUUACGGAAUAAAAGCGUCUCUACAGACAGAAGUGCUUCUAGAGAAGUGCAGUGACAGCACGUAAGAGGAACAGAGGCAGACCAGUGGAGCGAAGCCUGUCACACCGCGCUGUUUCAUGGCUGACUUUUAUUUUGAUAAACCAUUAUGCCGUCGGUCAAAUAACAGUGUCAGGAUCCGUGGAAAUGGGAUGAACAGAGCUUGUUGCCUAGACCCCCCAAACGGCAAAGGAUCAGGGGUCGAAGGUGCCACGUGAAGUAUGUGAUGGAAGAAUGCUUUGAAUCUGGACGAUGCCCUGAGCUGUGCUUCUUAACAGGAAGGACGCAGCAGACACUAAGAUGUCGUGGAGGAGUCUGGAGUCACAUUUGUUUACGUGUUGUGCAUUUCAGGCUUGCGCUGUGACAUGUUGUGUUUGUCACUUAGGCGCGGAGCCACCGGCAGGAUCCUAAGAAUAACAGGAAAAGACGCCAGGCGUUGUGUUGCGUUGUGUUGUGUUGUGACUGACUGUCUGGAGGCAUGUGUGCUUUACAUUAGAACUGCUCACAUAGGUUCACAUGAUCAGUUUGUGAGAAGUCACUAUUUGGCAAGGCAGCGUCACAAGACAACACACAGUGUUGCUGUGUGUGUGUGUGUGUGUGUGUGUGUGUGUGUGUGUGUGUGUGUGUGUGUGUGUGUGUGUGUGUGUGUGUGUGUGUGUGUGUCUUUCAGUUCCACCAUACGCAGCAGAGCCAUCUGGAGCGAGCAUGAGUCCAGAACAUUGGCUGCCUACAUUCCCCAUCAUGCCCUGCAGCGGUUCCUAUAGCAGUGUUUGGUUCCAGUAAUUGAAAUAACAUUUUACCUCCUUGAAGAGAGUUUAUUUGUGAAGUGAAUGUCAAACAGCUCCAGGAUGUUGCCGUCGUCCUCUCUGCCAACCUGCAGCUCACCAGGGGGUAUCUGAUCUACCAAACAUGAUGAAGACAGAGCCCCCGUCUGCCCCAGGGGGCAACGGGGCCCCGGACGGGAGCGGCACAGCCAGUGGAAGCUCAAGCCUGCGGAGCCCGUCCCCCCACCGCAAUGCCUACGAGGCGGGGCUGGCGGCGCUGAAGAAGGCCACCGACCACCUCAACAACACCGCCCACGGUGCCCGCGAGCCUGCCUCCAAGCCCGCGCCGCUGCCCCGCCCCACCGGGAGGGGCCAGAAGUACGGCUCCAACGUCCACCGCAUCAAGAACAUGUUCAUGCAGAUGCAGUCGCCUGGUGAUGAGGAGGACGGGGCCAAAAUGAUUGGUAAGGAGCAGGGAGUCAAACUGUCCCUGCCAAGGGCCUCCAGCCUCAAUGAGAAUGUGGACCACAGCGCUCUGCUGAAGCACGGGGCCAUGGUGUCAGAGAGGGUGAACCGCUUCGACUCCAGGGCCGACGGGGAGGGCAGGGGCUCCUCCGCUGGCCUGUCCAAGCUGCAGGAGACCCGGAGGAUCUUUGAGCAGCAGACUCUACAGGAGAAGCAAGCGGCUACAAACCGCAUCCUGCUGAAGAAGGAGCGGGCGUCAGGGUUCCAGGGCAGCCGUCUAGAUGUGGUCGCUCGCUUUAACGGCUCCACCGAGGCUCUGGACCGACUGGAUGAGCCCCCAGCCCCCGCCCCUGCCCCGGCCCCCGCCGUGGCUCCCGCCCCCACCCUGGCCCCCGCUCAGGUUCCUGCUGCGGUCCCUGCCGCCGCCACGCUAGUGUCAGGCCCCGCUGAGGCCGUAAGCCCCACCGUGCUCCAGCUCAGCGCUGCGUUCGAAAAGGGGGACCUGAGAAACAACCUCUACCUCCCACAACGCCGCUCAGCCCCGGCCCUUGCACCAAAGCCCAAGCCACCGCCCAGAGCGGAGGCAGCCGAGAGGAAGGCCAAAGUGUCCCCCACUGGUAAGGAGGAGCACAAGGACGUCACGGCAGAAGAUGCAGAGCCACCACAGGAGACUGAUCCUUCACAAAGCAGCAGCGCUGGACAGUCAGACAAGCUCUCACACUCAUCAUCCUCAGUGGCCGUCACCGCCUCCCCCUCUGAGGAGGCCAAGGCCGAUUCAGAAACCCCACCACCCACAACGGAAGCCAGGGGCUCGAGCACCGUGUCUGACCCUCAGCAGGAGCUGCUGGACGACGAGCAGGACGGGGCCAGGCUGGUGCAAGCCGAGGUUCACGCCGCCUUGGAAAACGGAGAAAAGGAGCCUCCGUCGUCCUCCCCCUCCACGGAGGAGAAGAGCGAGGACCAGAAGAGGAGGGACAGAGAGGAGGAGGAGGAGAACGACGAGGACGCCUCGAGGAAGGAGGAUUACUCAGAGGGAGACGUGGUGGAUAUCAGCGCCUACAGCGGCGCCGGGGAGGACGACUCCGGAGGGAGCCAGCUGGACGACGAGGAGGAAGAGGAGGAUGAGGAGGCGUAUCAGCCCGAGACCAGUUGCUCGGAGAUCACGGGCCUUCCUGAGGAAGACGAGCCCGCGCCGCCCAAUAGGAAGAUUCAGUUCAGCACGGAUCCGAUCAAGGUCUUUACCACCUACUCCAACGAAGACUACGAUCGUCGCAAUGAUGAUGUGGACCCCAUGGCGGCCUCGGCGGAGUAUGAGCUGGAGAAGAGAGUUGAGAAGCUGGACCUGUUUCCUGUUGAGCUGGAGAAAGACAGUGAUGGUCUGGGCAUCAGCAUCAUUGGGAUGGGUGCAGGAGCCGAUAUGGGUUUGGAGAAGCUGGGAAUCUUCGUAAAGACAGUCACUGAGGGUGGAGCUGCCCAGAGAGAUGGCAGGAUCCAGGUGAAUGAUCUAAUAGUGGAGGUUGAUGGGACCAGUCUGGUCGGUGUCACUCAAAGCUUUGCUGCCUCUGUCCUCCGCAACACCACUGGCACCGUCAGGUUUGUGAUUGGCCGGGAGAAACCGGGGGAGCAGAGUGAGGUGGCUCAGCUGAUCCAGCAAACUCUGGAGCAGGAAAGAUGGCAGCGAGAGAUGAUGGAGCAGAGAUACAAACAGUACAUGGAUGAUGAUGAAGAGACUGGUGAAUAUGCAACAGAUGAGGAGGAGGAGAUGAGUCCAGUGUUUCCGAACUCUAUCGAGGUUUUUGACCUGGCAGAGAACCAGGACAUGUUGUCUCCUGUGGAGCUGGACCCAGAGAAGCUGGCCCACAAAUUCAAGGAGCUCCAGAUUAAACAUGCGGUAACCCAGGCAGAGAUCCAGCUGCUAAAGAGAAAGCUGGCUCAUGCUGAGCAGGACAAGUUGCGUUGGCGGAUGGAACGCUCUCAGUUAGAGCAAAACAUCCGGGACAGUAAAGAGAGGAUGGAGAAACUGGAGGGCUACUGGAUGGAGGCACAGUCCUUGUGUAAGGCGGUGGAUGAACACCUCAAGGAAACCCAGGCUCAGUAUCAAACUCUAGAGAGGAAAUACAGCAAAGCCAAGAGACUGAUUAAAGAGUACCAGCAGAAGGAAAUCGAGUACCUGAAGAAGGAGACAGCUCAGCGUCGAGUACAAGAAGAAACCGAGGCGACGCAUAAAGAGGAAACGGACAACCUCCAGGACAAAAUUACAGACUUGGAGACCAAAGUGGACGCUCUUAAAGCCGCUAACCCCUCCUAGACUGCUGCUACUACCUACCUCCUGUCUGUGACUGGAAGAGGAGGAGCUCUGCCUUCAUUUUGGUCAGGCUGUAUUUUAUUUCAAUCAACCACUGACUGCACAGACAGGUAGCUGGAACAUUGUAAAGGAGAGGAAGAGGAGCGCAAUGUAGAAAGAGGAAAGAAGCAAUCCCUCACCUGACAUCUUCCAGCAGCUCAGAGCUUCAUCAGUCAGUAACUGUUCCCAGAAUGCACCUCUUAUGAAACCCAAAAUCCUUGUGUGUCUUCCUGGCAAACAGCUUGACAUUUAACUUGGAAACCACAUACAACAACAUGUACUUUAUGAAUGGAUGGUCUGUUUUGGUUUACCCUCCUUUACAGUAUCUUAUCGAGAUUUCUUUUAAAAAGGCGCUUUUAAUAAACAGGCUCGCCACAAAGUGCUUUAUUAGAGUGACAGAGGGCGAAAAUGCUUAAGAAACUAGAAUUAAACCAGACAGAACACCUGUCAUAUGAUUGUUGCUGUACUGCCUUUGCUAAUCCAUCACUUUGGAUUCUUUGGGACUGAGCUGGAUUCUUUUGAAGAGGACAGUGUGUUUUUUUGAGCAUUUGAAUCAAAACAUUUCAAGUAGAAGUCAACUCAUUUUAAGAUUCAUCACAAUUUUGCGCCAUAGUGACAAAAGCCAAUUUUGAAAAAGGAAAUAGCCACCAAAGGAAAAAAAGAAUGAAAGAAGACGAGUGACCGAUGUGACUGAUGAUUAUAAGAGUGCUUCUGCCCCUGCCUUUGGUUUCUUUUCUCAGACUAGCUCUCUGCAAGUGGUAGAAGAAAUCAGGCAGAAGUGUGCAUUUCAGGUCAGAACCAUGGUGGCAUACUGUUUGUAUAUAUUCUAUACAUGUAUUUAAAUGUUUAAAUGGCUUAAGCAAUUUAAUGGGUCUGCUGGCCGAGUGUGAGGCUGUGCAGCCAGUGAAAGACAAUGUGUUGCUGUGGAAGGUGGAGUGGUUCAGUGUCCAGAUUCCGAUGAAAUCUUUUUCUUUUCGUAUGAUCAAUGGCAAACAGGGUGUGAAAAAGUUUAAAAUUUGUUUAAAUAGCUUCUAAUGGUUUAUAUUUGUGGGUGUUUACUGCAGUAUGUGUGGGUUUACAUGUACACAAGCAUGAUCAGCUUCAUUAGGGGAAACAUUUUUAGAAGCAGAGCUGCUCUAGAAAGAAAAAUUGGAUUUAUUGAAUUAAACAUACACUUAACAGAAACUCUCAGCUAAUGAUCUCAGAUCUUUUUUUGCCACACACUUUUGUGUUCUUUAUAAGCUAAAAUUAAUAGGUAACAUUGUCCUGCAGAAACAAAGAGCAGCCAGAAUAUUUAAAUUUGUAUAAGUCAGAAUACAUAUUUUGUGCAAUUUUUCCCCAACUCAGUAUUUACUAUACAGUAUCUAUUAAUUCUUUCUUUCAGCCUCAGCUGACAAUUCAUGGUGGUUUCUGUCCUUUUUGUCAGGACAUAAAUGAUUUACACUGUAUUUAUAUUUUGAAACCUCAAAUUAUAUAUUUAAAUUGACAAAAGGCUGAGUAACAGGAUCGUGCUUCUGACAAAUGUUUUUCUAACUUAAGCUGAACUAGCAGCAGUGUUAUUAAGUGUGCAUGUAAACACAUAUUAGUUUAGUAGGUUAGGUUAGGGUGGUUGCAGUGCCAGUGUUAGGACUGAAGUCAUUGUAGUCGACGUUAUGCUUGAAACGAAAUAGGUUAUGUAAAAAAUGCUUUGGUCUGUAAGGAUCAUUUUCAGGAACCCAUGAACCAACGUGUCCAGACGGUUUAUCCACAUUCUUUUCUAAAACAAUUAAAAUUUUUUAUUAUUAGAUCAUUUCCAAACGCUCAGCAGAAAGACAUUCGCCGGUGCGUCUAGCCUGUGUAGUCACUUAACAUAUUCCCCAGUUGGCUCAAUAAGAGGUGUCUCAGUGUGACAGCGGACAUGUUGAUGGAGCCUCAUUGAUUCCCUGCAUGUUUCCUGAAUCACUUCCACCUGAUUUCAGUCUGUGCAUUUAUAUAGCUACAUAUUAUUAUUCUGCUAUCAAUAAUAGUUUAGUCAGUGAGUGACAAUGGCUGUGUUUCUGACGUUCCAAAUACAAGGUUCAUAUAUAUAUAUUUUUUUUUAAAGAAAAUGGUGCUCGACUUGACAAUUUUUUAAUAUGGCCAAUGUAUUUUGCUGCUCUAGCGCUGUUAUUCACUAUGAGGUCAUACUUGUUAAUCAAAACAGCACAGCUUGCUGGCGAGCUCUAAUUAGUUCGAACAUACUGAAUUAACAUAAACAUUUGACUAAUUAAAUUCUAAUCAACUGCAGAUGUCCACUAUCGUAUAGAAGCUAAAAACAGUAAAAAGGAUCAGUUUAUCUCAUUUGUCUUUAGGCGUCAGGAAUAGAUCGCAGACUGUUACAGAAAACCCAGCUGUGUUAUGUGUGUUGUGUUUAUAAACUAUGAGCUCGGAAAUGUUGUCAUGGUCCUGAAAAUGUGGGAUCUGCGUGCAUUUUAUUUAGUGUUACCACUGGCGGGUAAAAUGUUGAUUCUCCUGGUUUGAUGAUGUCAGCAUGACACGACAACCAUUAGCACGUUGAGCAUAAUUGCAUGCUAAAGCUCUGCUGUGCUUUGCUUCAUUCCAGAGGCGCGUGCAUGGCUGUAGACUUUAGACUUUAUUUUGUAAAAGCUGAAGUACUUAGACUGCAAGCGUUGUGAUCGGACACCUGCUGCAGCGGUUGAAGCUGGAGAAUCUAACUCUGUGAACGACGACACAUUGGUUUGUUUGUUGCUCCAAUUAAAAACUAACUAACUUAAAACGGAUUUUAACCAGAUCUUAUGUUUUUUGUUCAGCAUCUCUGUUCUUGUGUUUGAACUGGAAGGGGAUGAUUUAAGGUCAGUGGAAGGUUAAAUCAGAGCAGUAUUGACAGGGGAUGGUUGUUUACAUUACCUGUGGUGUUGGGAUCACGAAAAGAAUGCAAAUCAGCCAUAGGCUUGAGUAUUUUCUUUUUCUAUUAAUAUUUUGUAUUUCAGUUUCAUCUCUAUGUCAUAUCAAUACAAGCUGUACAACUGCUAUGUUUUCACCAAAUGGAGCCCUGGUCACUUUGGGUUUAAAAUCCAAACAAGUGAUCACUUUGCCUUGUUAUGACUUUUUCUUGGUUGACAUGCUGCUUUUGCCUUUACAAAGCCUAGAUGUGUGCUAGCUGUAGCUAAGUGUCUGCCCAUCGCUUAUUAGGGUUAGCUGCGUUUAAAGAGUGCUUACCACUUAUUACAGACUGACAGAUCAGAGCUGUCACACAUUUACCUGUUGCUACAGAUUGUAGACGGACUGAUGCCUUGACCCAUGUUUUGUCAUUAAUUGUCAUAGUUCUGUUCAGCUCCUCGCUAUGCUUUGCAUUCUGGGAGCUGUCCCCCACAACCAUCAUCCUACUGGUGACCUGUCAGCAGCUCAGCUGCAGCAGGUGAUAGGGUUUAGUGCCUACUUUACAUUGAUGAUCCCCUUUGGCCAUCAUCUGGUUCUUCUUGCUUACGAGUCUAGUGUCCUUUGACCCUGUUUAUGUGAUUGCCAUUCGUGAUGCUCAGGGUGGAAAACUAAUUGGACAACUGGCAUAUUCUGUCCUGUAACUAUUGGUUACCAGUUUAAAUACAUGAAUAUUUAAGUAUGUGCAAAAUACCCAGACGGAGCCAGUAGAGUUAUUGUCCCUACUGCUGUAGAGAUGGAUCCCUGUUUCAUAUUGUAGAUGGACUAUUGUUUUGUGCUCACAAUGUGUUACAAUCAAGGAUCUGGAAAGUCUGGGAGGAAAAAAUAAAACAAAUCACACCAGGAAAAUGUUGGUUUUCAUUUUGCAUUGUUAAUACAUUGUUAAGUCACAAUUGCUUUUCAUGACAUUUGAGAGCAGCUUCAAUUGUUUUUUUUUUAUGAACCCUUGGUCUUACUUCUUCAAACACACUGAUCAAUUAGAAUCAGGUGUGGUGUGAAGAAUAACCAAGGAUGGAGCGGUACCAAAUAGUGGGAGCAGGACAGUCUGAGGUGGAAGAACUGACCUGUGAGUGUGUCUCAGGUCUUUAACAGACUUUCCUUCUCUGCCUGCUUCUGUUCUUGAGUUGACCUCAUCAUGUUUGUUUGAACCAGCACCUGUCUGUCAGCAUUAAACAAUAAACAAAACACAAUGAACGACA
Betta splendens (Siamese fighting fish) is the source of this 9047-nucleotide messenger RNA. Its product is annotated as neurabin-2-like. NCBI's taxonomy places the organism in Eukaryota, Metazoa, Chordata, Actinopteri, Anabantiformes, Osphronemidae. Gene Ontology annotation, biological process: neuron projection development; actin filament organization; calcium-mediated signaling. The transcript is spliced from 16 exons. Gene Ontology annotation, cellular component: actin cytoskeleton; dendrite; cytoplasm. Bases 2269 to 4896 code for a protein of 875 amino acids. The record is from RefSeq and is a predicted model, not a curated record. Gene Ontology annotation, molecular function: actin filament binding.